UUUAAGACAAGGGGGAUUUCAAAGAUGGCAAGCAGCAGUCUCCAUGGGAGUUGUUCGAUAAGGAAGCUGAGUAGUAGCAUUUCCCGUGGCAGCAAUUUCAAGCUUUCCUUUAAUGGCUUUACCCACCUUCCAUCUCCCAGAGCCGCCGCCAUUCCUUCACUUAGUUUAAAAUCUCGCCAUUCUCCUGUUCGUCGCGCUGUCAGUUUUCGUCCUUGCAUUGAUAUUCACAAGGGGAAAGUGAAGCAAAUUGUUGGGUCAACUCUUACAGAUUCAAAGGAAGAUGGAUCAACCCUUGUAACCAAUUUCGAAUCGGAUAAGUCGGCAGCCGAGUUUGCGGAGUUGUACAAAGAUGGGCUAAUGGGUGGUCAUGUAAUCAUGCUUGGAGCUGAUCCUCUAAGCCAAGCAGCAGCCAUUGAAGCAUUGCGUGCAUGUCCUGGUGGCUUGCAAGUAGGAGGUGGGAUCAAUUUAGACAAUUGUUUGCGUUACAUUGACGAAGGAGCCAGCCAUGUCAUUGUUACUUCAUAUGUAUUUAACAAAGGGCAAAUGGACCUUCAAAGGCUCAAAAGUCUCGUCAAUGUUGUCGGGAAGCAAAGACUCGUGUUGGACCUUAGCUGCAGAAAGCAGGAUGACAAAUAUGCCAUCGUCACCGACCGGUGGCAAAAAUUCAGCGAUAUCUAUCUUGAUGAGGAAAUAUUGAACUUUCUUUCCGGAUACGCGGAUGAAUUUUUGGUUCACGGUGUAGAUGUAGAAGGGAAAAAGCUGGGAAUAGACAAAGAUCUCGUGGCCUUUUUAGGCAAGCAUUCUCCGAUUCCGGUCACUUAUGCUGGCGGUGUCACGGUAAUGGAUGAUUUAGAGACAAUCAAAGCGGCAGGGAAGGGAUGUGUGGACGUUACCGUGGGAAGUGCCUUGGACAUUUUCGGGGGCAACUUGGCUUACAACGAUGUUGUAGCAUGGCAUGAGAAUAACAGGAGAGGCAUACCUUUGAUGCUACGAAUGAUAGAUGAUGAGCGCAAGUAUAAACUUUUGUAUCAAGUAAUAGAGUGAACAUAAAUUAAUGUG
Messenger RNA from Hibiscus syriacus, 1059 nucleotides. RefSeq names its product 1-(5-phosphoribosyl)-5-[(5-phosphoribosylamino)methylideneamino] imidazole-4-carboxamide isomerase, chloroplastic-like. Gene Ontology annotation, biological process: L-histidine biosynthetic process; L-tryptophan biosynthetic process. The coding region runs from base 25 to 1044 and encodes 339 amino acids. Gene Ontology annotation, cellular component: cytoplasm. The transcript has 7 exons. Lineage: Eukaryota; Viridiplantae; Streptophyta; Magnoliopsida; Malvales; Malvaceae. The record is from RefSeq and is a predicted model, not a curated record. Gene Ontology annotation, molecular function: 1-(5-phosphoribosyl)-5-[(5-phosphoribosylamino)methylideneamino]imidazole-4-carboxamide isomerase activity.